GRUSAUGGUAAAUUAAUGUAGUCUAAAGGGAGUAUUGGAACUAACAACAAGAGAUAUUUCAAUAUCAGAUCUCUUAUUCUAAUUUAAUACUACGUUAUAUUUUCAAUUUAUAAUUGACCGUUGAUUUUUAUGUGAUCAUAUCGACGUUGAAGCAUGGAAAGUGUCAAAAUAAUGGAAUUAUUAUUACCAUAUACAAAUUAUUUAUUGCCCAUUAUCGCAAUCAUUUAUGCGAUAAAAAAAAGCUUUAACCAAAUUUUUAAGAGAGAUAUCAAUACUGCAGGACAGAAAAAUUCUAUUUUGUACAGUAAAGAAGAUGCAGAGAAAUUAAAAGAACUAGCGCAAUUAAAAAAACAUCUGAAGCCAGAAUAUUAUUUUAGAGACGAUUUUUAUAAAUUACUUCCUGAAUUCGAACAAAAUUUUCCAAAUGAGUUUGAACAAUUUGGCCAAUAUGUAUCAUUAGAAUUAAAAUGCUUAAAAUUCGAAGAAAAUAAAGAAAAAUUAAAGAACGAAAUAAGAAAAAUAAUAGUACGGAUUGCAGAAGAAGACACUAAUAGUUUAUUAAAAGAUACUUCUGCCACCGCACAAGCUCAAAAUCAUGUUGUUAAGUAAUAACUUGAUUAAGUGAAUUAAAAUUUAAACGAAAAUUAAAAAACAGUAGAAUAUUCAUAAAAGUAUACUCGAAAAUAAAAUAUUAAACUUGAAAAUGUGCCCUUUUACACAAAUAUAUGAUACUAAUGCUAAAUAACAAUAAAUUAUAAUAAAUUUAAUGAAUAUUUUUGUAGUUAUAAUCUUUGAUAUUGUUUAGACCAAUAACAAAUUUUAUGCGAUUAAUUGUUUAAUUAUCAUAUAUUAAAAAUUAUUCGUAAAAAUAUUGAGUUGAUCGAAGAGUUCGUUGCAAUUUACAUAUAUAUUAGUUCGAUGUAUAUCUUUAUAUCUUACUUUUAUUUUUGAAAUGAAAAAUAUAUAAAUAACAUAUUUUUAAGGAAAAA
Polistes canadensis is the source of this 989-nucleotide messenger RNA. RefSeq lists its product as uncharacterized. The transcript has 2 exons. Lineage: Eukaryota; Metazoa; Arthropoda; Insecta; Hymenoptera; Vespidae. The coding region runs from base 154 to 609 and encodes 151 amino acids. The record is from RefSeq and is a predicted model, not a curated record.